This is a messenger RNA of Kockovaella imperatae, 1333 nucleotides long. RefSeq names its product putative vacuolar membrane protein. Gene Ontology annotation, biological process: monosaccharide transmembrane transport. The record is from RefSeq and is a predicted model, not a curated record. The transcript has 3 exons. Lineage: Eukaryota; Fungi; Basidiomycota; Tremellomycetes; Tremellales; Cuniculitremaceae. The coding region runs from base 26 to 1312 and encodes 428 amino acids. Gene Ontology annotation, cellular component: membrane. Gene Ontology annotation, molecular function: hexose transmembrane transporter activity.
CUUGUCCAUCAACAUUAGACUCACCAUGAGCUCAACAGUGGGACGUGUAUUCGCCUUUGCUUGGGCAGUGUCGCAUGCUCUCCAAUAUGGUCUGGCUAUCACUGGUCUGAACGGCAUAUCAGACGCUGUGACUUGUGCGGAUAAACCGGCAGGAUAUAUCCCAACAAAAGGAUGGGUCACCCCUUGCGUGCCGAUGGACUCGACCCGCUUCGGCUUUGUCGUAUCGAUCUUCACCGUUGGAGGCUUGAUCGGCUCUCUAUCUUCGGACUAUGUCGCCCGUAAGACAGGUCGAAUUGGGACCUUCAGAGUCGCCGCUUUCGCCAUCCUGAUAGGAUCAGUUGCGGUGGGCUUGGGUGCUUCAGUCCCAGCCAUGCUGUUCGGCCGUGUGGUGAUCGGUCUCGGAUGUGGGAUAGCCACUGCGACUGUUCCUGUUUUCCUCGCCGAAAUUGCUCCGCCAUCUAUCAGACAGGCUCUGGGAAUCACCAAUCAGCUGUUCAUCGUUGUCGGUCUUCUCACUGGACAGGCGUUGUCUCUACCUCUGGCUAAAGAGACCAUUUGGAGAUGGGUAUUCGCCGUGUCAUUCUUCCUCGCCAUCGCCCAAUUGAUCGGGAGUCUGUUCGUCAAGACUCCAGGCAGCUCUGACGGUGAGGAGGAGCAACCUCUCCUGCCAUCCGAAGAACCCAUGAGCAUCCGCGAAUUGCUCACUUCUCAAGACCCUGUUAUCCGCCGGGGACUCGUCGUCGUCAUCAUCACUCAAUUGGCUCAACAAGCCUGUGGUAUCAGCCCAGUCAUGUACUUUUCCACUCGAAUCCUUAAACCAGUCUUCAGUGCCAAUUCUCGUAUGGUUGCCCUCGCCGUGGUGGCCUGGAAGAUUCCACUCACGAUUCUCCCUGCGUUCGUGAUCGAACGAGCGGGUUCCAAGCCGAUCUUAUUGGUGUCCUCUGGAUUCAUGGCCAUUUCCGCAUUACUUUUGGCCAUUGGACUCAAUGCCAACUCGGGACCACUUUCCGCCACCUCCAUCGUCUCGUUCGUCUCUUUCUUCAGUAUCGGUCUCGGACCCGUCGUUUGGGUGGUCCUAUCCCAAGUCAUGCCUCCUCAAGCCAGAACCGCAGCAGGCGCUAUUGGCAUCGCUCUGAACUGGACAGCCAAUGGAUUGAUCAGUUCAGCGUUUCUUCCCCUUCAACAGUGGCUAAGUCGCGAUGGCAAGUACGAGGGAAAUAUCUUUUACAUCUUUGCAGUAUCCUGUACGGUAGUCUUCAUUGCCAUAAGACAGAGCUACGCAGCCUUUAACAGAGCGAAGACCGCAGACUAGAUGCAUAAAUGUGUGUAUUAU